AGCAAUUGUUCUAGCUGCAACCCAUGCUUGCCGGAAACGUAUGCCAUCUCGUGAACUCCACGCUUUCUUUGUUCAAAACCAAAGCUUCUUAAGAGUACGAGACUUUCGUAACCGUCGUCUCAACGAGAAUCACCUGCACGCCUUAUGUCAAGUACAAGAUCUCGCCAGGGAUGUGAAGAGUGUCGACGGCGACGCAGAAAGUGCGACGAGCAGAAGCCUUGUUGUGGGCACUGCUCGGCUUUUAAUAGAACAUGCAGUUAUCAAUUGAGAGUAGUAUGUGGUGGUGGCGGCGGCCGGAAGCACAAAAGGCCCCUACUUGGCCAGCCCUUGCGACAUGCAGAUCGAUAUGUUGUAGACACAGUCAAUGAGAACGGUGCAUUAGUACACCGCACAAAGGACUCUACUGGGAAAGCCCGUGAGCUGUCAAAUGCUCUGCCUCGAUGUCUGCAAAAUGGAAUUUCCCUACCGCCAAAGUAUCAAAAGCUCCUGGUUUAUUUUAUAGAUGAUGUUCUCGCCUCUCUAUCGUGCCACCCCUCGAUACAGGAGGACCUCCGCAUGGGGCUGGUUCCCGUGAUGCUCCAUUCGCCCCAACUCAUGUCAGCUUGCCUCGCCCUAUCGGCCGCUGGCUUUCUAUCGCGGGGGAUCUUGGAGGUGGAGGGUGUUGAAAUCCCGAGGAUCUUGGGGCAUUUACAAACUUCGGGUCUCGCACUGUUGAGAAGUGCCUUGGAUUCCGGGGAGAGGACCGAGACCUUGCCGGCUACGUGCUUGAUUUGGUGCCUGACAGAUGUCUUUACAUACCGUCAGGGGAUAUCAUCCUGGCAAAUCCAUUUACAGGGCAUCGGAGCCCUGCUGGACGGAAGUGAGGCCCAUCGCGACUUUGCCACUCCGUCUGGGUCUUUUCGGUCUGCAAUGAGACACCUCUACCAACUAUACCUCUCUCUACAAACUCUCCCUCACAUACCUACAGUGGAAUCUCUCGAGAAUUCAGCACAGUUAGGCGUACGAGCCUCUCAAAAUUCCGAAUGGACAUCAAUGACAAGCCCCGAGAUAGAUGGAUUCUUGGGCUAUAGUAGCGAGCUCCUAGAUGUUUUGCAGCAAAUCGAUCAACUAUCCCGUUCCGUCUCCGGAAACGAAGCACAGUCGAUAUCCGAAGCCGAUAUCCUCCUUGGCAAAGUCCAAGGCAUGAUUAGUCGUGACACAACAUCUCCACGAGAUAUCUCGAUCUGCACGCCCUUAUCUCCGGAAUACAACCGCGAGUUCGCUCUCUGCCAUCAGACCUUCCAACAAGCCACAUUAAUCCACCUAUACAGAAAAUUAUAUCACCAUCCGUCGGGCUCCCCGUCCAUACAAGCUGCCGUUCGAUCGAUCGAGGAAAUGGUCGGCAACAUGAUCCAGGGACAGCCGUGCCACACCUGGGUCGCUAUGGCGAUGCCUCUUUUCACGCUCGGCUGUGAAGCCUUCACCGAGAAGCAGCAGGUCUUUACGAUGGAUAAAAUCAAGAAACUAGAGGAUUGCAUUGGAUCGCUACAUGUGAAAUGUAUUCGACAAGCUUUGGAGGAUAUUUGGAAAGUUAGAGAGGAUCUAGGGGACCGUGAGGGAACGCUGUGCGCAAGCCAACUUCUUGCUGAACUGCGAUAUAACAUCAUACUAUUCUGAUAUUUGCAGAGAUUUGAUCGACACGAAUAAGCAAUAAAACACCGAGGCGAAUAAAUGCCACUUGAACUUCCAACUAUGGGCCAUCACGAUAAGACAUAGGAACAUUGCAUCUUUGGUUUCUAUGGAAUCAGGUGAUAAAACAGCUCACUAGGCGCACAAACGACAAGCAGCAAAACAGGUAUAUCACAGAAAAGGUCAAUUUUAACAACAUCACAAGCAGCUACUACCCAACACAUAAUGUCAGCCACGGCCAAGUCUGACCCAGUCGCCUAAGCACUUAAGACCCGACAACCAAGAUCUAACCCCGUCUGCGA
Pseudogymnoascus verrucosus is the source of this 1970-nucleotide messenger RNA. RefSeq lists its product as uncharacterized. Gene Ontology annotation, cellular component: nucleus. Bases 145 to 1656 code for a protein of 503 amino acids. NCBI's taxonomy places the organism in Eukaryota, Fungi, Ascomycota, Leotiomycetes, Thelebolales, Thelebolaceae. Gene Ontology annotation, molecular function: DNA-binding transcription factor activity, RNA polymerase II-specific; zinc ion binding; transcription cis-regulatory region binding. Gene Ontology annotation, biological process: positive regulation of transcription by RNA polymerase II. The record is from RefSeq and is a predicted model, not a curated record. The transcript has 3 exons.